Molecule: messenger RNA, 1422 nt
Organism: Lactuca virosa
Lineage: Eukaryota; Viridiplantae; Streptophyta; Magnoliopsida; Asterales; Asteraceae
Source: the annotation of a GenBank genome assembly
AUGGAAGCUCAUGCUCUUUUCCUGUCGUCACCUUCUCCGUGGGUAUCCCUAGCUGGCCUACCGAGAAAGCAAUCUCUUUUCAUUAUUGACAAAUUACCAGCACGAACCACUGCUAUACGUACCCAUCUAUUAUCUAACCAUGCUUCUGUAACAGCUCCUAAACGGGAAAAAGAUCCGAAAAAACGGGUAGUUAUAACGGGUAUGGGUCUUGUCUCUGUGUUUGGGAACGACGUUGAUACAUACUAUGAUAGACUAUUAGCUGGAGAGAGUGGAAUCAGUUUAAUUGAUCGAUUCGAUACCUCCAACCUCCCCACACGUAUUGGUGGCCAGAUUCGAGGAUUCCAAACACAUGACCUCAUUGAUGGCAAAGUUGACCUUGGACUUGAUGACUGUCAACGAUAUUGCAUUGUUGCAGGGAAAAAAGCUCUUGAAGAUGCAGCUCUUGGAGUCAAUGAACGCUCAAAGAUUGAUAAGGAGCGUGCUGGCGUGCUUAUUGGAUCAGGAAUGGGAGGUGUUAGGGUAUUUUCUGACGCUGUAGAGUCUCUAAUAGAGGGAGGUUAUGAAAAAAUAUCACCUUCAUUUACACCUUAUUACAUAACAAACAUGGGUUCAGCGUUACUUGCAAUUGAUCUUGGAUGUAUGGGACCAAGCUACUCCAUUUCAGCUGCAUGUGCGACAUCUAAUUUUUGCAUCUAUGCGGCUGCUAAUCAUAUCCGUGAAGGUGACGCUGAUUUGAUGAUAGCUGGUGGCGUCGAAGCUUCAUGUAUUCCUGUUGGAUUUGGAGGUUUUGCUGCAUGUAAUGCACUGUCAAAGAGAAAUAAUGAUCCCCAGACUGCUUCUAGACCAUGGGAUAAGGAUAGAGAUGGAAUCGUCAUGGGUGAAGGUGCUGGUGUUUUGGUGAUGGAGAGUUUAGAACAUGCAAUGAAAAGGGAUGCACCAAUACUUGCUGAAUACUUGGGAGGUGCAGUAAAUUGUGAUGCUUAUCAUGUAACUAAUCCACGAUCUGAUGGGCUUGGUCUUUCGUAUUGCAUACAAAGCUGCCUUAUGAAUGCUGGUGUGUCGGUAGAAGAGGUAAACUACGUUAAUGCACAUGCCACUUCAUCCGUGGUUGGUGAUCCCAUUGAAUUAAAAUCGCUUAUGAACGUAUUCAAGAACACUUCAUGGACGAAAAUCAAUGCCACCAAGUCAAUGAUAGGUCAUUGCAUGGGCGCAACUGGAAGUCUAGAAGCCAUUGCUACAAUUAAAGCUAUUCAAACAGGAUGGUUACAUCCUACCAUCAAUCAAUUCAACCUAGAACCAAGGGUGGAGUUUGACACUGUUGCAACUCAAAAGCAACAACAUGAGAUUAAUGUUGCUAUUUCAAAUUCAAUGGGUUUUGGUGGACACAACUCUGUUGUAGCAUUUACUGCAUUCAAACCUUGA